CGUGAAGAUUGAAAAGAAAUUGUGACCCCCCAAUGUCGUGGUUUCAUUUCAAACACGCUUCAAGCUCUUUACCAAACGUUUGUCACUCUUCGUUUCUCAUUGCUACUACUACCAGCUUUCCAUUCAAGCGAGGUUGUAUUUUCGUGAAUUGUAUUCAGAAGCAAAAAGCUCAAUUUUCGUCUACUAGAAGAAUCUGCAAUCGACUUUUUGAAAAACGAAAAACGUACCUUCUCCCUACAUAUCUCUCUACGUGUGAUUCUAUUCCUUCAACCUAUAGUCAUUACACCACCAUGAGUCAAGAACAAGAACCCAAGGUCUUAGAAGUUAGUGAUCUCGAAACCAAAGACGCAAAAUGGACUAGUUUGAAAAAGAUUACCUGGCAAGAUCAGAGCGGUAAAACAAGGGCUUGGGAAAUGGCUGAACGUACUACUCGAUCUAAAAGCGGUAUUGACGCUGUCGCCAUUUUAGGUAUUAUUCCAAUUGACGGUGAGCCUCACGUUUUGUGUCAAAAGCAAUAUCGUCCACCACUUGGCAAGAUCUGUAUCGAGAUUCCUGCAGGACUCGUAGACUCGAAUGAAUCGCCCGAAGAUAGUGCUAUACGUGAGCUUCGCGAGGAAACUGGUUUCGUAGGAUCCGUAAAGGAAGCCACUACGGUUAUGUAUAACGAUCCGGGUCUAACAAAUGCCAACCUGAAGAUUAUACUCGUCGACAUCGAUAUGUCCAAGCCUGAAAACCAAAAUCCCCAACAACGCUUGGACCAAGGAGAGUAUAUUACCAAUUUUCCCAUCAAGUUGUCUUCUCUUCAAGAUGAAUUAUUUUCUCUAGAGCACCAAGGAUUUGCCGUGGACGUUCGUCUUUCGACAUUUGCCUUAGGUAUGCAGGCUGCUUUGAAAUACUUGGUGAAAUAACCCGUCCUUUUCAUUCGUCAACAUACUUUACACUCAAUCAAUUUAUGAAGACUCUUAAGUUAUGCUUUUUUGUUCUCUAUUUUUCGUAUCAUCAGUAAUUAAAUUCUCUUCAUUCAUAACUCUAUUCUAUAAACAUGUUCCUAAUAAUGAUGACCAA
This is a messenger RNA of Schizosaccharomyces cryophilus OY26, 1065 nucleotides long. RefSeq names its product ADP-ribose diphosphatase. Bases 33 to 908 code for a protein of 291 amino acids. The transcript has a single exon. NCBI's taxonomy places the organism in Eukaryota, Fungi, Ascomycota, Schizosaccharomycetes, Schizosaccharomycetales, Schizosaccharomycetaceae. Gene Ontology annotation, biological process: ribose phosphate metabolic process; nucleoside phosphate metabolic process. The record is from RefSeq and is a predicted model, not a curated record. Gene Ontology annotation, molecular function: ADP-ribose diphosphatase activity. Gene Ontology annotation, cellular component: cytosol; nucleus.